UUUCCCCAAAGAAAAUGUCUCUGUUCUUUCAAGCAACCGCCCACGUGUUCAUUUCAACAAAAAUAAACGGGUGGAUUAAGUCAUUUUGUUCAAGCUUUUACUGUUACUUUGACUCAGUAUCUUACUUUGGGGGGGCAGAGCAAAGUUCCCCUUGUUGCUCUCCAAGAGACUUACUUGUAAAGUUAUAAAACUUUUUGUUUGUUUCCAGGAACAAUCAGACAUUGUUUCCUGGAUAUUUAGUAAUCAGCGUACAUGGCAUCUAUUUCUAGAACGCUUGAAAGCUCAAGAUAAUUCUUUUUGUUUUUUUCUUUCACUGCAACUUAAAAUGGUGUGCUGAAGAGGAUUUUCCGCAUGCACUUGUCUCUUUAGUAUUUACAACUGUCCUCUAUGUGCAUCUUUGCUAGCUGCCAGCGUUGCAUGAUAGAAAUUGCACAGUCAUUCUGUUUAAAAGAUCCAUAGCCUAUUCAGGGGAUGUGUUUCAGUCAGAUUAAAAUGAAUUAGCAGGAGAAAGCUCCCUCUCUGCAGCCAAGCCAUUAGGAACAGCGGGCAGGGCCCUGAGUUUUGACUGUCUGCUGAAGAAAAGGCGCGCUUGGACUCAUAUCCUCUCUCUCGUUUGCAGCUUAUCAUGAACCUGCUGUCUGGCUGCUGAACCCAGCGUCCCCGUUGCCAUGACAACAGGUGAUUGCUGCCACCUCCCUGGCUCACUGUGUGACUGCCCAGGCAGUGCCACAUUGUCCAAGUCAGUGGAAGAUUCUGAUCUCGGACGCCCACAGUAUGUCACCCAGGUCACCGCCAAGGAUGGGCGACUGCUCUCUACAGUGAUCAAAGCCCUGGGCACGCAGAGCGAUGGUCCAAUCUGUCGAAUCUGCCAUGAAGGUGGAAGCGGGGAGGGCCUGCUUUCACCCUGCGACUGCACGGGCACGUUGGGGACCGUCCACAAAAGCUGUCUGGAAAAGUGGCUGUCUUCAUCCAACACCAGCUACUGCGAACUUUGCCACACGGAGUUUGUUGUGGAAAGGCGGCCCAGGCCCCUGACGGAGGUGUCGUUCCGCUACCACUGCCAGCUCUAUUCUGAGUGGCGAAGGACCAAUCAGAAAGUCCGGCUGAUGAUCCCUGAUGCGAGGAACCCGUCCCCUGUCUCCCACUCCCUGCUCUCUGCUAAGCUGUUGAAGAAGAAGGCUGAUGAGACUACCGUAUGAACCAAGAUAGCACUUUUUCCAAGUAGCAGAAGGGAGGAGGAGGAGGACUUGUGAGAACCAUCAGCCCAGCCGGAAGAAAGCUCGCCAUCCGCUCAUCAGCCAAGCCCCAGAAGGACAACCAAUUCCCGGGCGUGUGCAAUGACCUUGGGACGUGGCCUGCUGAGGGUGUCUGCCAGCCAUGCUCCGUCCUCAAGGCACAGUGGGGGAAUAAUACCUCUCCCUUGAUCUGUGUAACUAUCUUAACUUAUAGUAUCCUAAUUAUUGUUGUAAUUAUAAUUUUAUGACUGUUUCUAGUUUCAGCUGUUGUAACCAGGGCCCUCGUCUCCUCCUGGACAUCACUGUGAAAGGUGUGGGGGAAACUGGCUGGCUGGAGCCUGCUUCCACUUGCUUCCUGCCAGCUCUGCGUCAGAACCAUUGCUGCAAGGAGGCUGCCCCUCCCCUGGGGGUGGGAAAGCCGUGGCAGCCGGAGGGGCAGGAGUCCCUUCCCUCCCCUUUCCCAGGGGUCCAGCCUGGGAAGAGGAGGAGGCCUUGUUCAGAGACUUCUCACGUGGAUGAGCGUGCAAAAGGCCAUGUGCAAAUCUGCCCGUCAUCUUGUCAUACUUUGGGAGUGAAUUGUUGCUCUUCUGAAGAAGAGGGAUGUUGGUUCCCCUUUCACCUCUCCUGCCGCUGGCUCUCUCAGCCCCUUUCAUAUUUUGCACUAUAUAGAUGGGGGGGUCUCCCCCCCCCCUUGUUUCCCAGUGAUGUUGCUUUCCCUGUCUGGAGGACCCUGUGCUUUUGAGAAUGGAUUAAAAUAUAAAUAUCCCGGGAGGAGUAAAAACAAACAAACAAUGAACUGCCAGUGAACUGGAGGGUGUGUUUUUUAAUAAACGCUGUAACCAUCCGGCUUACAGAAAUAACAGCAA
Molecule: messenger RNA, 2101 nt
Organism: Candoia aspera
Lineage: Eukaryota; Metazoa; Chordata; Lepidosauria; Squamata; Candoiidae
Gene: MARCHF2
Product: membrane associated ring-CH-type finger 2
Exons: 3
Coding region: 669-1199 (176 amino acids)
Biological process (GO): protein ubiquitination
Molecular function (GO): zinc ion binding; ubiquitin-protein transferase activity
Source: RefSeq, a predicted model, not a curated record